UUCACCCUGCAGAUCACGAAGCUGAAGAUCGACAGGAAUCCCUUCGCCAAAGGUUUUCGGGACCCCGGCAGGAACAGGGGGGUCCUGGACGGGCUCCUGGAGACCUACCCGUGGAGAGCCCCCCUCGCCCUGGACUUCAAGGCUUUCGGCGCAGACAGCCAGGGUGGGAGCUCCAGCUCUUCUCCAGUGGCCUCCAGCGGUGGGACCCCCUCUCCGCUGAACCCCCUGCUCUCUCCAUCGUGCUCUCCUCCCACGCUUCACUUGCCCGCGAGCAACCUGGGCAUGUCGUGCCCCGAGAGCUUCCUGCACCCCCUCAACCUGCCCCUCUACUACAAGAUCUGCCCUACGAGCUUCUUGAGACAACAGGCACUCCUCUUUCCGAGCCAUGAAAAACUGGGAGCCACCAACCCACACCUUUUACCCCACUUCAUGGUGGAUAUGCCCAAACUGUCUUCCCUGAAAAACGCCAAAGCCGAAGACUUAAACGCUCAGUGCCUACAAGCCCCCGGUUCUGCUGGUCAAAUGCUGUAUGGAUUACAUGCAUCUGGAAACAUUUUCCCAUCAAGUCCCAUUGCUCGGGAAGCACUUAAUUGUUCUUUACAUCCUCCAUAUGGCUUGUAUGGUUAUAACUUCUCUGUGCCAUCCAGACUGAUGAAUGCAGCAGGGCAUUUCAAAGUGAGUGACAGCAUUCCGGCUGCUUUGAGGGAAGGCAGAUGCAAUCACUCCAACUGGCACCCCACAAUUAACCACUGCCUUUAGUGGGAUCAGAGAAUAUUUCUGAGCUAUGUAAAGCAAGUCCUUCCUUCCUCCAUACCCAGGGGCUUGUUAGUUAUUGACUCUGAAACACUGCAUGAUACAGGAGUGGGAUGGGCAGGCAUUUAAUCCUUUUUUUUUGUGGGCAGAAGUGUUGCAUUGUGUUGUUGGGAGGGUGGAGGAUCUGGAGGGUCUGAGAUGACCCUGAGGUGAUACCUUUUGGCCACAUUUAUGUCACAGUUGUAGGUUAAGAGCAAACUGUCAGUCACCUUUUUACUAUUUGCACUCUCAAGUGGGGCCAUUGAUGUCUGUGUUUCUACAACUCUGUUUUCUCUCUCUCUUGCCUUCAGAUAGCUCAGAGCCCUGGGGAGCUGCUGCUCCCACUCAAGUUUUAUCCCUAAAUUUCAAAGGGACUGUCCAGGACAUGGACUUGGCAAAGGAGCCACAUCUAACCAAGUGCUCGAGCUUGUUCUUAAUUUCCCUUGGCUCUAAUGGGUCCUAAUUAAUGACACGAAUGUCCCUCUUCUUCAAGACCCAGAUGCCUCUGUUAUCAGGGUGGGGACAUAAAUCCAAGUAUCUGGUGCCAGGUAAAGAAAAGCAGGAUGAAAGAUGGAUGAGGAUGAGAAGCUGGAGGGGAGACCCAGAGCCCUUUUUCCAUGCCCCACCCUCCAGUGGCACCAGCCUUGAUGGCGUGGUGGGAAGGAAGGAUGGGAUCACACAUCUCUCCCACAGUGGGAUGGAUCCAUGGGGACAUGGAGGAUACAUCUUGGAGAGUUGUGUGGGAUGAAACAACCCCAGGAGCACAGCAGGACAAUCCUCUGACCCAGAGCUCUCAGCCCCAAGGGACACAGAAGACCCAAGUGGGAUCACAUCCAGCCUUGCCUGAGGGAAGGGCAGGGAUGCUCCUGGCUCAGUCCCACGGAGAACACGGAUCCUUUAUGGUGAAUUACAACUCUACAGGCCCUGGAACAUGAAAUUUUCAAUUCCUUCCAAAAUUCCUAUUUGUUUUCUUGUAACCUGUGGAUAUUUUUGUUUUUCCUGUAAAAAAUCUCCAGCUCCCAAGGGCACCAUGUAACUCAUAAUAAAUCAGGACACAGGUUUUAUUCUUUAUUU
Messenger RNA from Cyanistes caeruleus (blue tit), 1866 nucleotides. The record is from RefSeq and is a predicted model, not a curated record. Lineage: Eukaryota; Metazoa; Chordata; Aves; Passeriformes; Paridae.